Molecule: messenger RNA, 2148 nt
Organism: Plasmodium gaboni
Lineage: Eukaryota; Apicomplexa; Aconoidasida; Haemosporida; Plasmodiidae
Exons: 1
Coding region: 1-2148 (715 amino acids)
Source: RefSeq, a predicted model, not a curated record
AUGAGGGAUAAAGAAGAGCAUAAUGCAACUGUGCAAAAAAAUAAAUUUUCUAAUGAUGUAUAUGAUGAGAAGUAUUCAUAUGAUCAUCAUUAUUAUAAUAAAUUAAACAAUAUGAUGACAGAUAUGAAAACCAAAAAAAAAAAAUUUAGCACAUCAAAUAAUUUUUCUCACAUUGUUAAUAAUAAAAAUGGUAACACAUACACAAAACAUAACUAUAAUAAUAAGGAUGAAUAUAUUUCAGGUCACGAUAUAAAAUAUAAUAACUAUGGUGAUAAAUAUAUGAGGGACAGAUAUGAUAGUAAUACAACACAUCAUAAUAAUAAUAAUAUUAAUAGUAAUAAUAUAUAUAACCAAACAUAUCAGUGUAAUAAUUAUAAUGAUAUGUGUUAUAAUAAUGUGACAAACGUAGAACAUAAAAACAACCUUAAAAAUAAUGACAAUGAUAAUUAUCAUCAUUAUGAUGAUGAAAUAUUUGAAUGUUUGAAUGAUGACCAUGUGAAUGAUCCUAUAAAUGUAGAUACUUUAAAUGAAGAAGAAAAAAAAAUUCUAGAGAAAAUAUUUAAUGAUUGCGAAGAGUGUCAAGAUAUAACAAUAUUAAAUAAGAUGAAAGAAUGUAUUUUAAAUAUGUGUAAUUAUAAUUUUAAUAGUUGUAAAAUAAUAUCCUUAUUAUUUUAUAAUAAGAUAUUAAAAUGUGUAAUUUUUAAAAAAAAAAUGAAUUUAAUACAUUCUUAUGAUGAAUUAUUAAAAUAUUUAAUAUUAAAUAAUAAAAUGAAUAUAUUAAAAGAAUUUAAAAAAUAUAUCAACUUAAUAAUACAAGAUGCUUAUACAUGUGCAUAUUAUAAAGAUAAAAAUAUUAUAAAUCAUUUAUUACAAAUGGUUUAUAAAUGGAAAAAACUUUUAAUAAAUGAUAUUCAAGAAACGAAAGAAUUAUUAAAUAUAUUUCAUUAUGAUAAUAGUACAAAUGAAAAUAUAAAAAAUUAUGACGGCCCACUUUAUAAUUAUAAUAAUUAUCAUUUAUAUACAAAUCAUCAUAAUCAUAUGAACAAUAAAAUACCCCCACCUCCAAGUGGUCCUCCUCCAAAUAAUAUAAAAUAUAAUAAUAUACAUCCUAACACUUUUGGCCCUCCUCCUCCUCCUCCUCCUCCAACCGAUAACUUACAAAAAUUUAAUGUAAAUGAUUCUUUUAAAGCUUUAAGUUCUUAUGAUAAUAAUAAUAAUAAUAAUAGACUAGAACAUGUAGACGAUUUUAAACAUAACUUUAAUUUUGAUAUAAACCAUUCUAUGUCAUAUAAAGAUACGUGGAAAAACCCAGAAAACAUUACGGUGGGUUUUUUAGCUACAAUAUUAAAAGUCAUAUCCAAAAAAGGAAAGAAAUUACAAAAUGCUUUAAUACCUUAUACACCUAUUGAUACAUCUUAUGCCUAUCAAACGCCACCUUCUGUUAAUAUUUCUCACAAAAUGAAUGAAAAAAUAGAAGAAUUUUAUGAUGAGUUAUCUUUUAUAUUAAAUAAUGAGGAGGUCCAAAGUACAGAUAUAUCGGAUACGAAUGAUAUAAAUGAUAUAUAUGAAAGGUAUAAAAAAUUAACAGGUGAAAACAAAAAGGGCAAAAAAAAAAGAAAAAAUUCAACGUGCACAGAUGAUAAUAAUAAUAUAAAUAAUAUAAAUAAUAUAAAUAAUAUAGAUGUUAAUAAUAAUAAUGAUGAUAACAAUAUUUAUGGUAAUAAUUUGUUGAUGGAGAAGGAUUUAUCAAAGGAGUUAUGUGACAAACAAAAUAUUAUAAACGACAAUAAUUUGGAAUGCGAAAAAAAAAAUGAACACGAUUUCUCCAGUGAUACCAAUACAACCUUUUCUUCAAUAGAAAUAUUAGAUGAUAACAUGCUUGAUCUCUUAGUAGAUACAAAUAAAAUAUAUAAAAAUAAAAAAAAUAAAAAAAAAAGUAAAAAUGUUAAUUUUAAUCAAAUAGCUAUAGAAAAUGCACAAAAUUGGAGUGAAACUCAAAAUUAUAAUUCAUUAACUCAUAUGGACUUUUAUUCCUUAGGUAAUAAUACAAAUGAUGUUUUUGAAAAUUAUAGAAGAAAUAAGGCCUAUGUAUAUCAUGAAACCAUAGCUCAGAAAUUCUAUGACCUUAAAUUUAAGGAUACUCAAUAG